CGAUAAAUGGUUGGUCGCAGAUAACCAGGCCCAAAAGACCACCGCCGCUGCAACUGAAAGCACUCAAAUGACAUAACACACCACCACCACCACCGGCACCACGCACCUCCAAUCGAUCGACCUCGCACACACCGCUGCUGCUGCUGUACAGCUACCUAUCUACCCUAUCCUACCUCAACCCGCCGUAGAGGCAGCCGGGACAGACAAUACAGACACACACCCAUCCAUCAUGUCCGUAACACUCCACACCACCCACGGCGACAUGAAGAUCGAAGUCUUCUGCGAGAGCGUUCCCAAGACCGCAGAGAACUUCCUCGCCCUCUGCGCCUCCUCCUACUACACCCCCACCCCCUUCCACCGUCUCAUCCCCGGAUUCAUGAUCCAAACCGGCGCCCCCCCCCUCACCCCCAAAGGCGGCACCUCCAUCUGGGGCACCGACUUCGAGGACGAGAUCCGCCCUUCCCUCCGCCACAACGCCGCUGGGAUCGUGAGUAUGGCGAACAAGGGGCCUGAUACGAAUAACAGCCAGUUUUUUAUCACCCUCGCGCCGGCGCCGCAUUUGGAUGGCGUGAAUACGGUGUUUGGACAUGUGGUGGGGGAAGAGGGGAUGGAGACGCUGAGGAAGUUGGGGGGGGUGGAGGUGGGGAGGAAGAAUAGGCCGGUGGAAGAUAUUAGGAUUGAGAGGGUUACGGUGCAUGCGAAUCCGUUAGCGGGGUGAGGGGAAGUGCUGGAAAGAUAGAUGGUUAUUUGAAAGGAAGGGAAGGAGGGGUCGGAGAGAAAAGGGGGAGGAUUCUAAGGGAGGGAGGGCCAAGAGAGGGGAAGGGAAAGGACAGCGGUUACCGAAAAGGCCGUGGGAAGAUUGCCGGCCAGUAUGAUAACCUCUGGAAUGGUGAUAGAGGAGUGUCUGGUGCAGAUAUCUGGUCCAGUUAUCUGGUCACAGUUAUUCACCAGGCACCAUAAGCACCCAGAGCCAUAUUCAGAUCCAAGGAGGCCAGUGAGAGGAUGCAGCAUAUACCCAAGCACCCACACAAAUCACCACAGAUCACCCCACCAACAAAUUUAGAAUACCUCAAUUAGCCUAUCUCAAAGUAGCAAAAACCUAGCUAAUACAACAAC
This is a messenger RNA of Pseudogymnoascus verrucosus, 1116 nucleotides long. It is a transcript of the gene CYP10, whose product is annotated as Peptidyl-prolyl cis-trans isomerase-like 3. The coding region runs from base 230 to 718 and encodes 162 amino acids. Lineage: Eukaryota; Fungi; Ascomycota; Leotiomycetes; Thelebolales; Thelebolaceae. Gene Ontology annotation, biological process: protein folding; protein peptidyl-prolyl isomerization. Gene Ontology annotation, cellular component: catalytic step 2 spliceosome. The transcript has 2 exons. Gene Ontology annotation, molecular function: peptidyl-prolyl cis-trans isomerase activity. The record is from RefSeq and is a predicted model, not a curated record.